Vespula pensylvanica (western yellowjacket) is the source of this 3892-nucleotide messenger RNA. RefSeq names its product octopamine receptor beta-2R (gene Octbeta2R). The coding region runs from base 1800 to 3119 and encodes 439 amino acids. The record is from RefSeq and is a predicted model, not a curated record. NCBI's taxonomy places the organism in Eukaryota, Metazoa, Arthropoda, Insecta, Hymenoptera, Vespidae. Gene Ontology annotation, molecular function: octopamine receptor activity. Gene Ontology annotation, biological process: adenylate cyclase-activating adrenergic receptor signaling pathway. The transcript has 5 exons. Gene Ontology annotation, cellular component: membrane.
GAGCACGACUACGACUACGACUACGACGACGACGACGACGACGAGGACGAGGACGGCAACGGCGACGAUUCAGUCGCGGCCGAUCCGCCACGCUGCGAGCUUUGUCGUCGUUAAAGCGCACGCACGCACGCACGCGCACACACUUACACACACACACACCACACCACACCACACACUUUUACACACACUCUUUCUAACGCACAUACAUACGUACAUACAUAUAUACACAUACAUAAACGCGUAUAUACGGAUAGAGAUAGACAGUGAGUCGAACGGAACGAACGCGCGUGCGUUUGCGCGUUUUCGUGCUCGCGCGCGUACGCACGCACGCAUAUAUAUAUAUAUAUAUAUAUAAAUAUAUACGUACGAAUGUAUUAUUACGAUUAAACAUUUCUUUUUUCCUCUUUCGUCGGUUUAUAAAAAACACCGAUUUGAUAGCACUCGAUUAACAUUCACGAACGAAAUCGCGAGGAAUAUAUGUAUCAGUCUCGUCGAAAGUGAUUUUCGUUUACGGCGUGCUUUUUUUUUCUUUUUUUUUUUUUUCUUUUUUUUUUUAUUUAUAUAUCUCUUCUAUAUGGUGUUACCUGUGUGAUAUUUGAACGGUGAGACCGGGAGAUAAAGAACGUUUUAGUUUUAUUUGGAACGACGAAGAAUUUAUUUUAUUAUUGUAUCGUCGUCGUCAUUGUUCUCGUUGUUGUUUUCUUCAAAUUUGAACGUUCGCCGAUCAUGUUGAUCGACGUAAGACCGUGUGAAAGCACGCGGUUUAAAGAAUCUUAUAGAAUCGCGCGAGGAUACGUAGGUACUCGGUGAAACAGAAUUAUUAUCGUCGUAAAUCGUAAUCGAAAUUAUAUAAAUAUAUAUACAUAUAAUCGCAAUGAGUAAUAAUAAAAAUAAUAAUAAUAAUAAACAAAAGCAACAACACCGAGACACAUCGUAGUAAUAAUACAGAUCUAUAAAUCGAAAAAUAAACGAGUGACCGAUCAACGGUGCGUGAAACUAAGCGGAACAAGGUGUCAUGAAAAUUUCAAUUGUCCUUUAAAAUCGUGCGCGAUCCUCCCUCUCCUUUCUCGCAUCCCUUCGAAAUCUAUUUCUCAAUCCUUUGCUUCGGUCGAGUUUAUACGCGGGAAAAGUUUCGUCUGAAUUUUUGUCGAGUGAACUCUACUCAAGAAAGAUCUUCGUUUAACCAAACGAACGUUUAAUCGUUUACUUGUUAAGUGAAAAAAAGUUUCAAAAGAAAAGCGAAAGAAGAAGAUAGAAGCAGCAACGACAACAACAACAACAACAACACAACAAAAACGAAAACAAGAUCGAAAGAAGAUGGACGACGAUGAUCAAGGUGAUGUUGUUCGAGAGGACGAGAGGAUAUGAAGAUGAAAAGAGAAGAGGAAGAACGUUCGAUCGACGAACGUCGUCAUCGUCCCGAGUACUCAUCGUCGUCGUCGUCGUCGUCGUCGUCGACGUCGUCGACGUCGUCGUCGUCGUCGCCGUUGUUGUUGGCGGCUAGUUAGCGAUCCGAGGAUGAUGCGCGCGUGUUCCUCCGUGCUCCUCGGGAUUCCUGGGUCAGCGACGAUUAAUUAUCGACAAUCGUGUAAGAAGGAACGAUACGAUGAGGAUCGGUCUAACGUUAAGCUUCCUUGGGAUAUCCAUGACGUAAGAUCUUAGUUUAUAAUUUGGCUGCUCGAGAAGAAGAGCAGCUGUUAUAAAUAACAAGAAAGACAGAAAGAAAGACAGAGAGAAAGAAAAAAAGAAAGAAAGAAAGACAGAAGGAAAAAUAUAGAGAAAGAGAGUGACAGAAAAAAAUGACGACGCUAACGACAGCGUCUGAUCGUCCGGAGGGCUCGUUGGUCGGCGUGACGUCGGUCCUGGACUUAGCCUCAGGGAGGAACCUCAGUUUGUCUAACAACGUCCAUGGUGAAGAGUCGAAAGAUCCCUGGUCCGAUGUAUCGUUGACCAUCUUGAAGGGUUGCAUACUUGGUUGGAUCAUAGUUAUGGCAGUAUUUGGUAAUUUACUUGUAAUGGUGUCGGUAAUGCGUCAUAGAAAAUUACGUAUAAUAACGAAUUAUUUCGUUGUCUCGCUCGCCCUCGCCGACAUGUUAGUGGCCAUGUUCGCAAUGACAUUUAAUGCCAGCGUACAAAUAAAGGGUCAAUGGCUCUUCGGUUAUUUCAUGUGCGACGUUUGGAACUCGUUGGACGUCUACUUCAGUACGAGCUCGAUUCUCCACUUGAUGUGCAUCUCGGUUGAUCGUUAUUACGCGAUCGUGAAGCCUCUCAAGUAUCCCAUCAAGAUGACGAAGAGAGUGGUAGCUUGUAUGUUGCUAGCCUGCUGGGUAUCACCAGCGAUAAUAUCAUUCGUACCGAUAUUCAACGGUUGGUAUACAACAGCCGAGGAUAGCGUACACCGACAGGACCAUCCAGAAUUGUGUCUCUUUCGGGUUAACACGGGUUACGCGAUCGUAUCGUCGUGCAUAUCAUUUUGGAUACCGUGUACUAUAAUGAUGCUGACGUAUUACUCGAUCUUCAAGGAGGCGAAUCGUCAAGAAAAACAAAUGCACAGUCGUUUAGGUAACGCGAUGUUACUGAGUCAUAGGACGAGUAAAGAUAUGAACAAUCUUAACGGUGAAUUAAAUAGCGCCGGUUCAUCGAAGACAUUAACCCUCAACGAAAUAAGCACGGACCAAUUGCACACCCCUACCAAGGACAAGAACAUAAUGAAGAUGAAGAGAGAACACAAAGCUGCUAGGACUCUCGGAAUAAUAAUGGGCACUUUCAUACUCUGCUGGUUACCAUUCUUUCUAUGGUACGUCAUAACAGCACUGUGCCGUACGUGUCCUUGUCCCGACAUCGUCAUUGCUAUACUAUUUUGGAUAGGAUACACUAAUUCGGCGUUAAAUCCGCUGAUAUACGCGUACUUCAAUCGUGACUUUCGGGAAGCUUUCAAGAACACCCUACAAUGCGCCUUUUGUUCGCUCUGCAGGCGACAGCCGUCCGAUCUCGAAGCGUUAAACUUCCGCCGGCCAUCCCUAAGGUACGAUGAUCGCACGAAGAGCAUAUAUACGGAAACGUACAUCAUCAAGCACAACGACCGUCGGAGAUCGAGCGAAUUCGGCAGCAGCCUUUGAGAGACAACCUUUAACGUGACGUCGAAUCGUACGGUGUUCUGUGUUCGUAAGAAAGAAAAUAUUCGUGUGAUUAUUCGUGAGAAAUGUAGGAACGAUAGGAUUCCCUUUGAAAGAGUAUUAGAAGAUGUUGACCGAAAGGAAUGAAGGAAUUAGAAGAAGUCAAACGAAUGAUAGUUAAAAGAACAACGUGCGACAAAGAUCUUUCUUUCUUUCUCUCUCUCUCUCUCUUUCUCUCUCUCUCUCUCUCUCUUUCUUUCUCUCUCUUUCUCUCUUUAUCUCUCUCUAUCUCUCUUUUUCUCUUAUUUUAAUCACGAAGAUAUUGGAAGAUAAUAUCGCACUUCUUUAACAAAAUUUUGUACCCUUUUUUGUCUUUAAAAUUGCAUCGCUUUUAAGAGACUUUUAUAAGUUUGCAAAAGAGAUAGAUAAAUGGAUAAAUAGAUAGAUAGAUAGAUAGAGAGAGAGAGAGAGAGAGAGAGAGAGAGAGAGAGAAAGGGAGAGAGAGAAGGGCAGAAGCUUUCGCACGUUUUAAUGAAACGCGAUAAAAGCAAAGACGACGGGCCUUAACGUCGUUUCGUUUAUUACUUCCCCGUUCGACGAUCCUUUGAUCCCACCUUUAAUCGCAAUCGACGUUCAAAAAACGUUUUCAUCUCUGCCCAAUUGCAAUCGAUAACUCGAUUGUCGAUCGAGCUUCAUCGAACAAAUGGCUACAAAAGUGAAACGCAGAUAUAGAGAGAAAGAAAGAGAGAAAGAAAGAGAGAGAGAGAGAAAGAGAG